UAUAUAUAUAUGCGUAUGCAUGUUGUAUAUGUAAACGAAGUACCUUGAAACUUACCAAAUAAUAAGCUCGGGGUUCGAUCGAUUUCUCUUGGACGAACGAUCUCUCCUAGCAUAUACGUUAAAGCACAUUCCUAAGUACAACAUUCGUACUCGCGUGCAUAAGAAGCCAAAAGAGAGAGAAAAAGAGGAGGGAGAGGGGUAUUCGUGGCCGUCGGCCAAAUAACCAGUCCACUUCGAUCGAAAGCACCAAGAGAAAGGGAAAAAGAUAAACGAAGAAGAAAGAUCCUUUAUCUCGUUAUCGUUACUAGACGAUACACACACCAGGCGUGUCGAGUUUUCUUAGAAUCUUUUGCAGCUUAAGCAAAAUUCAACAAGUAGUGUACGAAAGACGUUUGAAUUCUUUCCUUCCUCUUCCCGUUUUCAAUCGUCUCUUUUGACUAUAUCAAAAUAAUAAUAAUAAAGAAGAAGAAGAAGAAGAAGAAGAAGAAGAAGAAGAAGAAGAGAGAUAGAAAAUAUCUGAGUCACUCGUGAAUCAUCGUUAACUGGAGAUUUUGUUCACUUUUAUGUAAUUUUCCCGAAAGAGUAAGAAAGCGUUGUUUACCUUGUGUUGAGUUUAGAGAUCGUUCGAUGAAAGACGCGCUACUUGUAUCUGUCGCUGCUUACGUAAGAAAGAACGUUCCACCGCGAUAACUUUGCCAGAGAGCCUCGUCAUACGAUUUCCUUUUUUUUCUUCAUGAGAGAAAGAAAGAAAAAGAGAAGCUAGCUGGACGAGUUUCCAGAACGCUCUGUGCAUAUUUAUUUAGUAUUCGCUAGCGUGUUUUUUACAUAGUGUGCUGCGCUCUAUUGUGUCUUACAUGUGAGACCGCGCGUGUGUGUGUUAAAUGUGUGUAUAUUAUGCUCUUCUGAAUGAUCCAAUAAGAAGACAAAGUGCGGAUUAAUUGGUAUCGAAUAAUUGGUGGUCGAUCCGUGAAAAUAAGACAACUUUGAAUAAAAAUAAACAUCAUUUGGAAAGAGAUAUAUUAUUGUAAUCGUUUGAAUGACUUUUCUAUUUUGCGGAUUCGUCUUCGACUCGUCCGACGAGAAGACGAAACAAAUGCCUGUCGCCUCGGAGGAUUGGGUGGGCCACCCUCCGAAAAUUCCAAACCCAAUUCCAAGCUCGUUCGUAACAAUUAAGGGUGGCAGCAUUGAAAGCUACGCAAGUGCCAGCAACACAACAACCAUCGCAAACACAACUACCGCAAACACAACCACCGCCACCGCAUGGAUGUCGCCCUAUAGUAGAACGCCUGAUCGAUCUUCUCCUAAUAACAACAAUAAUAACAACAACAAUCAUAAUAACAAUAACAACAAUCAUAAUAAUAAUAACAACAACAAUCACAAUAAUAAUAAUAACAACAAUAGCAGCAGCGGCGUUGUUAUAUUGGAAGGAUGCAGACCACCUGCGGCUACCACUGCGAGAAGAUUCCUCAGGUGGUUCAGUAGACUCGGUCAACCACCGAUGGGAAAGUCAGGGGUUUUGGAGAUGGCUGCCACGGAGAGUACUAUUCGAUUUAGCGGGCACACGUUGGACAAAGCUACCAAGGCCAAGGUAACGUUGGAGAAUUAUUACAGCAACUUAAUAGCCCAACACAUAGAAAGAAAACAGAGGCUAGCAAAGUUGGAGGAAUCUUUGAAGGAUGAGGGUCUCUCGGAACAGCAAAAGCAGGAGAAGAGAUUGCAACAUGCCCAGAAGGAAACGGAAUUCUUGCGGUUGAAGAGGUCCAGGCUUGGCGUCGAAGAUUUCGAACCACUCAAGGUCAUCGGAAGAGGGGCCUUCGGCGAGGUGAGACUCGUUCAAAAGAAAGAUACUGGUCACGUUUACGCGAUGAAAAUACUAAGGAAAGCAGACAUGCUCGAAAAGGAGCAAGUGGCUCACGUAAGAGCUGAAAGGGAUGUCCUUGUCGAAGCUGAUCAUCAGUGGGUCGUCAAGAUGUAUUACAGUUUUCAGGAUCCCAUUAAUCUUUAUCUAAUAAUGGAGUUUUUACCGGGCGGCGACAUGAUGACGCUUCUCAUGAAGAAGGACACGCUAUCCGAGGAGUGCACGCAAUUUUAUAUUUCCGAAACGGCGUUAGCGAUCGAUUCCAUACACAAAUUAGGUUUUAUUCAUAGAGAUAUUAAGCCAGACAACCUAUUGUUGGAUGCACGGGGCCACAUAAAGCUGUCUGAUUUCGGGCUGUGCACGGGAUUGAAGAAAUCUCACAGGACUGAUUUUUACCGUGACCUAAGUCAGGCUAAACCUUCCGAUUUCAUGACGUCGUGCGGAAGUGGAAGCGGAGGGGCGAUGGACAGUAAAAGAAGGGCUGAAAGUUGGAAAAGAAAUAGAAGAGCUCUCGCUUAUAGCACAGUCGGAACACCCGAUUACAUAGCACCCGAAGUAUUUCUACAAACUGGUUACGGUCCAGCUUGCGAUUGCUGGUCUCUAGGAGUAAUCAUGUAUGAAAUGCUCAUAGGAUACCCACCGUUUUGUAGCGAGAAUCCACAAGAAACGUACAGGAAGGUGAUGAAUUGGCGAGAGACCUUGGUUUUUCCACCCGAAGUGCCCAUCAGCGAAGAAGCUAAGGACACCAUUAUCAGAUUUUGUUGCGAAGCUGAUAGAAGACUAGGAUCUCAAAGAGGUAUCGAAGAACUCAAGUUAGCUCCUUUCUUCCGUGGCGUCGAUUGGGAACACAUAAGAGAGAGACCAGCAGCGAUUCCGGUCGAAGUACGAUCCAUCGAUGACACAUCCAAUUUCGACGAGUUCCCAGACGUUAAGUUAGAGAUACCAUCAGCACCAAUGCCACAGGACGGUGAGGUGAUUUACAAGGAUUGGGUGUUCAUAAACUACACGUUCAAGCGUUUCGAGGGUUUGACGCAACGAGGAACGCCAACGAAAAAAUAGCAACCCCCGAUACCUUGCUCGAACAUCAGAGAUCACCAGACCGAUGCAAUGGGAGGAACAGGGGUAGGGGGAGUUCCGGCCUUGGUACAUCAUCCUCAUCAUCAUCCACCGUUGUCCUCGACAACGUCGCGAACUACGGCAACGACUACAACAGCAACAAUGGACGGCUAAAGACAAUUUAUUGAUCUAUCGUCUUUAAGACGUUCUCUCUCUUCUUCUCAUAUAAUAAAACACCAGUGCAUAUGUUGCACAAUAUGUUGCAUUAAUUUCACGAUGGCAAGACACUUGAAGAGAGAACUAUUUUAUUUACUAAAUUCUCUCGGAAAGAAAUGAAUAACGACGAGGAACAAAUGAUGCCGGUGACGACGACAACGACGACCACCACGACGACGACGACGACGACGACGACAAUGACGACGACGACGACAAUGACGACAACUUGACGCGUCGAUCACGAGAGAAACCCGGAGAAAUUAAUGGGAGAAGAGGAUGACGACGAAAGAAAAGAAAAUUAAGAAGUAGUUUUAAAUAGCAAAAAGUAAAACUAAAACUAAAGUAAAAGACGUUUUGUUUCGUCACGUUAGGACUGACUUAUUGGACUUUUUUUUUCUUUGUAGUAUGAUAAGCUCUCUCUCUCUCUCUCUCUCUCUCUCUCUCUCUCUCUCUCUCUCUCUCUCACACACACACACACUCUCAACUUGUUGUAUGACAAAAAUUACAUCGAAGAAGAGAGAGCAGAGGGAGUGGAAGCUUCGGAUUUCAGAAAGAGAUCCUCGUAUAUACGUCGGAAAAACUAAUUACAUUUAAGAAUUUAGAAUA
Polistes canadensis is the source of this 3736-nucleotide messenger RNA. It is a transcript of the gene trc, whose product is annotated as serine/threonine-protein kinase tricorner. Gene Ontology annotation, molecular function: protein serine/threonine kinase activity; ATP binding. The record is from RefSeq and is a predicted model, not a curated record. The transcript is spliced from 10 exons. Gene Ontology annotation, biological process: peptidyl-serine phosphorylation; intracellular signal transduction. NCBI's taxonomy places the organism in Eukaryota, Metazoa, Arthropoda, Insecta, Hymenoptera, Vespidae. The coding region runs from base 1037 to 2917 and encodes 626 amino acids.